AUGAAACAAGUGCAGCGGGUAAAAAGAGUUAAUGGAGUUCUCAGAGUUUGUAUGAAAGGCGCUAUAUCAAGGUACUCCACGUCCGAGAAAGCUGCAAUCUUUCAGAGGCUGAAAGAUCUUAAAGACGAAAGUGUUAUCGAUAAGAGCGAUCCUUUGGCCAAUAUGAUCAAAGGUGUCUUUGAUAAAAAUGAAAAACUGAUUGAUAUUUACGAAAAGCUCCCACAGAAAGAGUUUGAGCAUAAAUAUUGUUCUAACAUUGUACACGCGAAAUUGGGACCCCACGUUCAUAAGCAUGCGAGAGAUAUAGCGCUAUCGAAGCCCUGGACAGGUGAGGAACAAAUUUUAGACACAUCGAUGAGGAUGAUUGUGGAUAAUGUGAAACCUGCUGGAUCAGGUAACAAUGGAAGUGCGAAUGCCAAUACUACGAGCUCCAAGAGUCAUAUGAAGUUACGGAAACUGCGGGCUCGACUGGAAACCACACAAGAUGACGUGAUUAAUUACAGGGCCAAAAGGGACAAAAGCGAGAACGACAGUGAAGCUUCGCAAUUUAGAGCUCUGCUAGCAGAAAAAUUCACUCCAAUUGGCUCUUUUGAAAAGCUCCAGUCGAUCGCAGAGGUUAGAAUUGAGGAGAGCAUUAAAAGUGGAGCGUUUGAUUCUCUCAGCAAAAUGAGAGGCCGCAGCCAUCAAAACAUGAGGUUACAACCGCAUAUUGAACGAACUGAACAACGUCUGAAUGAUAUACUCGUGAGACAAAACUCGCUUCCUCCUUGGAUCGAGAAACAGUGUUCUGUAAAUGGAGAGGUGGCGGAUUUUAGGCGCCAGUUGAUAUCCUCGCUCGAUUUAGCGUUCAGUUGUGCUUUGAAAAGACAUGAUUUUCAUGACAAGGUUUCCGAAUUAUCACAUUCUCAGCUUCAACAUUAUGUUAACAGCAGAAGAAACAUCCUUGAGGAUCUGAAAUCUGGCGUAUUUUAUCAAUGGAAACACAAUACAAAACAAUUAAUGAAAGACAAAAUAAGAGGUGUUAAUAAUACCAUGAGGUCUUAUAACCUUCAAGCACCUUUGUCUACUCAAAAAUAUUAUCUGAUUCUGGAGAAAGAAUAUCAAAGAGCAUAUGAAAAUGUUAGUGUCACAAAGAGUUUACAAAAUUUUGUCGCUGCACAACGACUGAAAAAAAUCAAUCAAGUAACAACUCAAAACUCUCAGACCUCACUCAAAAUCAAGUUUCCAACUUUUUUAAAAUUUUGGUAA
Lachancea mirantina is the source of this 1248-nucleotide messenger RNA. Lineage: Eukaryota; Fungi; Ascomycota; Saccharomycetes; Saccharomycetales; Saccharomycetaceae. The record is from the annotation of a GenBank genome assembly.